CCGGUAAAUAAUAUCCGACAUUUUCCAUGUGUUGCAUUUUUGAGUUACUUAUUUUUUAUUUAUUUUAUUAUUAAGUGAAUAAUAGUUAUUAAUGAAUAGUGUUUUAUAAUUUACAUUCUAAUUCAAAAAAAAAAUUGUGGUUAAUUAACGUUUUAUGAGAAUUUACGGUAAAUUUUCAUUGUAUAGAAAAGUGAGGUUAGAUUUGUGAUUUAUUUUAUUGAAAAAAAAUGUUCAGUGAAUAAAUUAAUAAAAUAAUAUUGUUUAUAAGUGAAAAAUAACAAUUAUUAAAAAACCAUGUCAUCACUCUGGAAAUUUACUUCACAAUUACAAAUUGUUCGCAGUAUUCUUCAACCAAAAUUCAAUUUAACAGAAAUAACGCAAAGAGAAUUGAAAAGACUCAAUCAUCCACCGAGAAAACGUUUAUCGCCAUGGUUAAAAACACCGGAACCACCGUUAAAUGAUAUUCUUCAGGAAAAUAUUUCAGAAGAUAAUAAAGAAUUUAUUCAAGAAAUUUUAAAUGAUAUGUAUUCAGAAAAUAAUAAAAAUUAUUCAUCUCCACUUAAAAUUGAACCUAUUGAACCAAACACUGAAUGGACAAAAUAUUCUCGACGUUGUGGAUUACUUGCGAAAAAAAUUGGUUCUUAUCCAAUGUGGACCAAGGAUGGCAAACAAAUUAGAACAACUCUUUUACAGGUUGUUGAUAAUCAAGUUAUUAAAUAUACUCCACCUGAAACUUUUGUUCCAAAAAUAGGAAAACCAAAAAUUCAAGUUAAAAAACCACUUGGUUGCAUUAUUGUUGGUGCUAUUUCUUGUGAUCCACAAUUUUUGACAGAAGGUUACAGUAAUUUAUUUCAAACAUCUGGUGUGAUGCCUAAAAAAGCAAUGGGAAGAUUUAUGGUAACUCCAGACGCAGCAUUAGAACCAGGAACACCUCUAUUUGCCACUCAUUACAAACCUGGAGAUAUUGUGGAUAUUAGAGGAAAAACGAUCGACCGAGGAUUUCAGGGCGUUAUGAGACGAUGGGGUUUUAAAGGUAUGCCUGCGAGUCAUGGUGUAACUAAAACUCACAGAAGACCGGGUAAUAUUGGUUCGGGUCGCGAAAGAGGAGUUAUACCGGGUACCAAAUUACCCGGACAUAUGGGAAACAGUUAUCGUAUUGCAAGAGGCGUUCAGAUUGUAAGAAUCAACACAAAAUAUAAUAUUCUCUUUGUCAAGAGUUCGGGUAUACCUGGUGAAAUAAAUAAUAUUGUCCAAAUUUAUGACACUAUAUUACCAACAAAAAAAUAUCAAGAAUCACCUGCAUUUCCAACUUAUUUUCCCACUGGCGAUGAACCCGAGGAUCUUUACGUGGACAAUAUUCAUCAUUUCGAUGAGCCAACUAUCGAAUUUGAAGAACAACAAAAGGCGACCAAGUAAUUUGUAAAUUAGUCACUAAAAGAAAAAAAAAAAAAUCUUUAUAAAUAAAAUAGAUCAGUUAAAAUAAAAUGCAAAUAAAAAAAAUUAUUCAACAAAAUAUUAAAAAUUUGUGUUCUGUUGAGAAAAAUCAGUACAAAAUAAUUUGUUUUUACUAAUAUUAAUUGUUAUGUAUUUUUAAUCGAGAACUAAAUUAAAUGUUAAGUAUUAAAAAUUGAAAUUUAAACAUUUCUUUAAAUAUUAUAUAUUAUAUUAUUUAUUAUUUAUUAUUUAUUACUAAUUAAUAAUUAAUUAUCAUUUCGGGUUAAUGACAAAAAUGGGUUUAUUUUAAAAAUAAAAUAAACUUGCCAAUCAUUGUCCAAAUGUAAGCUACAUUUUUUUAUUGUUGCUGCUCUUUCUUACAGAACGUUCGUUAUUAUUUAAUUAAUUAAUUAAUUAAUUAUCACUACUAAAGAGUAGUCAAUCGAUUUAUUUAUAGUAGUCAAUAUUAUAAAUUUAACAUGCCUAAAAUAUACACGAAUUGUUUAUAAAUGUAACAUUCUGAACCAAGACUCGACUCUUCGAAUUAGUCAGGGAGCAGCUUGUGCAAAAAAAAAAAAAAAUUAAUUUUUUUUUUUGGUUUUACUUUCGUAUGUUACGUUUAUUUUUUUAAAUAAGAAAAUCUUCUUUUUCUCUCCCUCUUUCUUUCUCUCUAAAGGCAUUCAAAUAUCGACUACAAGUAAAAUAUCCACCGUUUAGCGAAACGUAAUAAGAAAAAAAAAAAGAAAGUUUUUUUUUUCUUUCUUUUUUCGCUUCGCAAAUCCUUUGACUCCCAAGUCGAAUAAUGCUGCCUUGAAUUUAAUAACUGCAAUUCGUACGCAUUGCAAAAAUAUUAGAAAAAAAUUAUGUAAAAAUACACAACAAUAAAUGCUUUUUCUUUUUUAAAAAAAAGAAAAAAAAACGAAACAUAAUUUAGUCAUUCACAGCAGCAUCUUGUUAAGACUUGUUUUUUUUAUGAUUAUACACAAAAAAUAAAAUGUUGUACAAAUCCUUUUUUUUUGGAAGAAAAAACAACAAAAGAACACGAUAGAUUUUUUUCUGAUUAGUCGCUCCUUUUUAAUUGUUUCAUAUUGCUCUCUUUCUUCAUUUUUUUUUUUU
Leptopilina boulardi is the source of this 2550-nucleotide messenger RNA. It is a transcript of the gene mRpL3, whose product is annotated as 39S ribosomal protein L3, mitochondrial. Gene Ontology annotation, cellular component: ribosome; mitochondrial large ribosomal subunit. Gene Ontology annotation, biological process: translation. The transcript has 6 exons. Bases 295 to 1416 code for a protein of 373 amino acids. The record is from RefSeq and is a predicted model, not a curated record. Gene Ontology annotation, molecular function: structural constituent of ribosome. Lineage: Eukaryota; Metazoa; Arthropoda; Insecta; Hymenoptera; Figitidae.